CUUUUGUAUAGUGUUAUACAGCAUGGAGGUUAGGUGGCGUCGACGAUUCGACGAUAUACCGUUGCCGUCAAAUAUUCUUGAGUACUCUGUUCAAAGGUUACUUUAUCCGGAGCACAUAACAAGGUAUGUUUCGGAUACCAAAGUCUACAAUGCCUACAUCUACUGCAUCAACAGUUACAAAGCGUCCAAAACAGAUCCAAAAUUGUCUCUAUGCAUCCUACGAAUGCACGCAACCAUGCCUAGAAGGAUACUCGUAUUGCGCUAAGCAUAUUCUCGAAGAUUCCAGUGCCCCUUAUAAACAGUGCGCUUUUGUAUACAAUACCAGUGGAAGAAAAUGUCAAAAUCCAGCCCCAAAAUUGGAUAGGAGGGAUAUCUCAUACUGUGGUGAACAUUCUAGAAAAGCGCAAAUUGCGCGAAUUAAAUCUAUGUCGCGACGUUCUUUGCCACAAACACCCGAGAUGCUACUGCUUAAUUUAAGCCAUUAUGCCAAGCCCAUCGAUUCUAGUGCCGAAGAUACAGAAGAUGAAAGAAGAAAAAUUAGAGCUCUGGAUCCUUUCACCGAAGUUGAUGCUUACAGAGUAAAUGCAAGUGGGAGUGACAUCUUAGAUUAUGCCAGUUCGUCAGAGAGUGACGUCGAACCUACAGUUGUCAAUGAUACUCUGAGAGGGGUUUAUCUUGAUGACAGCGACAAUGAAAGUUUACACAGUCCACAGGAGGAUCCUCUAAAUAUCAAUUUUUUAAGGCACGCUGGUAUUUUUACCGCGGAAGAAGUAGUCUAUAUCGCAAGAGAGAAAUUGAUUAGGCUCCAGUCCCUUUACAUUGAUCAAUUUAGAAGACUGCAGUAUAUAUUGAGGGAAAAAAGACGAAAAUAUCUGCUUGCUCUGAAGAAAGAAAAGGAAACAUUUUGUAGUAUACAUGAUCAGACCAAGGAGACUGCGAAAGAGAAGAAACUUUACGAAAAGUUAAAAGCUUUAAAUCGUUAUCACAGACGAAGUGGGGCUGAAGCAAUACUUUAUAGGAAAUCAUUAGAACGUCGCGCACAGGUAACUGAGCCAACUCAGAAACCGCCAAAUAUGUCCAAGUGCGUGUUUACUGAAGGUGGCGUGAAAUGCGGUGAAAGAACUCUUCCAUCGGCUAAACAUUGUCGCAAACAUAUUCUAAAGGACCAACAUCAAGUUUUAUUCAAAGCAUGCGGAGCGGUACGGGCGGAUAUAGAGUGUCACGAACCUGUGCCCGUUAUUUUCGAUUCUAACUGUGUUUUUCAUAUGAACUUGCCGCCGUCGUGUAAACUUGAGCCUAUGAAGUGUGAAGAGGAGAAGCUUACAACGCGGGAAGUGCCAAUAAUUGACAAUCAAUCGAUGGACAUCGAUGUAGUGGGCGAGGCGCAAGAAAUCGAUCCUGACGACGAUAUGGCAGGAUUGAUGAGAGAAAUGAAUGACUCCGCUCAUAUAAAACCAUCGUUUGCAAACGAGAGUUUAAACAGCGAGACUAGUACGGACACCGCGUUCAGUUUAUCUGCGCAGAUGAGUGAUCGGGACGAUUUCGUUACCGUAUGACAAAAUAUUUUUCUGUGAUUUUUAAAUUGCAAUGUCUGUUAAUUUAUCGUUGUUCGAUUGAUAAAAAUUAUCAGGGAUAAUUUGCUGAAAUGCUUUUCCCUGUUUAUUAUACUCGUGUGUAGUAUCGAAAUUUUCUCGCUCGAAUACAGAGUGAUUCCAACAACAGCAUAAUUUAUUUUCACAUGUAACCGUUUAUAUCGAAUACUAUCAAUUGUUAAUAUUUGUACAUAAUAUGAGAAAAUUAGAAAGAGAUCAUACAUAUGGAUAAUAUAGUUAAAAAUUUUAACAUGUAUUUAAUUAUUUUAAUAGAUGGAAAUAUUAUUAAAGUGUCAAUAAUAUUAAUUUAAAUUUAUAAUGUAUUGGCAAACGUGAUUAACAAACUCAAGAUUUAUGAAAAUAAUUCAUAUUCUAUUGUACAAUAGAAAUUUCAUGAAUAAUUUCUUUUAUAUAAGAAUGUACAAGAAAAUAUAUCUUUAAUAAUCUAAUUUAGGGAAACGAAAACAAAUUAGUCUUUUAAUUUUAUUAUUAUUUAAAUAAAACAAUCAACUUUCUAUUUUCUAUAGAUGAGUUCCCCUCUUAAUCAUUUUCAUCAUAUGAAAUAUGCCCCACAUUCUAGAGCUGUUAAUACUAAGAGAUACUUAGGAUAUUAAUCUGUUAUUUAAUUAUUUCAAGUACUAUAUAAAUAAAAAAGAUACAUUUGAAGACUAGUGUUAACAAAAUCACACAUUUAAGCUUUCUUUUAAUGUAAUAAAAUGCAACUUGUGUUAUAAA
This is a messenger RNA of Formica exsecta, 2327 nucleotides long. RefSeq names its product KAT8 regulatory NSL complex subunit 2 (gene dgt1). The record is from RefSeq and is a predicted model, not a curated record. NCBI's taxonomy places the organism in Eukaryota, Metazoa, Arthropoda, Insecta, Hymenoptera, Formicidae. The coding region runs from base 126 to 1556 and encodes 476 amino acids. Gene Ontology annotation, cellular component: NSL complex. The transcript is spliced from 9 exons.